Etheostoma spectabile (orangethroat darter) is the source of this 1538-nucleotide messenger RNA. RefSeq names its product jagunal homolog 1a (gene jagn1a). Gene Ontology annotation, cellular component: endoplasmic reticulum membrane. The transcript has 3 exons. The coding region runs from base 110 to 661 and encodes 183 amino acids. NCBI's taxonomy places the organism in Eukaryota, Metazoa, Chordata, Actinopteri, Perciformes, Percidae. The record is from RefSeq and is a predicted model, not a curated record. Gene Ontology annotation, biological process: vesicle-mediated transport; endoplasmic reticulum organization; granulocyte colony-stimulating factor signaling pathway.
GACUGUGCGCAUGCGCAGAGCCCUUUGCCACAUCUGUCACAUCUUUUGUUAGUAACGUUACAGAUUCAAACAGGAGCUCAGCUAAACGUUACGGACGUAUUCCCUCAAUAUGACAUCACGGGUUGGUCUUAGAGCUGCUGGCACCAAUGGAAGUGACUUCAAACACAGAGAGAGGGUAGCUCCGCAUUACCAAAUGAGUGCUGCCCUAAAGUCAGAGGUGAGGAAGUUAAACCUGGUCCACCUUCUCCUCUGGCUGCUGGUGGCUGCACAGGUGACUGUCAGCCACUUCGACCUGGUGUCACACGACACAGUGUCCAUGCCGUACCAGUGGGAGUAUCCCUACCUGCUCAGCGUCCUCCCUCUGCUCUGCAGUGGCUUGUCACUUCCAAAGAACAAUAUCAGUUACCUGGUCAUAUCUAUGAUCAGCGCAGGGCUGUUCUCUGUGGCACCUCUGAUUUAUGGAGGAAUGGAGAUGUUUCCUGUAGCGCAGCAGCUCUACCGCCAUGGAAAGGCCUACCGCUUCAUUUUUGGCUUCUCUGCAGUGACAGUUAUGUACCUGAUCAUGGUGGUUGCUGUUCAAGUGCACGCCUGGCAGUUAUAUUACAUGAAGAAGCUGUUAGACUCAUGGUUUGACGGCACUCAGGAGAAGAAGAAGAAAUAAUGCAGUGAAGAAACCUGUGACUGGGCAAAACUGCUUUAUCUUAAUUUAUACAUACAGUACGUUAUGCAUCUUAUUAUCUCAUUGAUGUAUAUUUGUUCAGUCAUCAUCAUGUAACUCAUACCUUAAAUACCAGUGUUCUCUGACACAGAUAUAUUAACAGAGUGAGGUGUACAAUUUAUGCAGGAACCUGGAUUUUUUUACAUCAUUAUUUAUUUAAUCAUGAGUGGCAUCAAAGUAACAUCCAUUAACAUUGCAUUGCAUUAAAACAUGUUCCCUCUUCAUCACUGGGUCUAGAAUGCAGUUUUUCUCCAAACAGAGAAGUAAGUAAUUUGAGAUAAAGACAUCAUUGCCAUCUCUCUAAAAAUAGAGAUGUAGAGGUGUUUAUAAAAGUACAACAGUGAAGGCAUGAACUGUUCUAACAUAUACAUUUUGCUUAGAAAUCACUACAGUCUUUAAUGAACUAGAUUGUUUGCUUGCAGUUUAGUGUCCCAAAUAGCCACGCCAAGAACUGCUGUUGGGUUGGGGUUAGGCAUUUGACCAUGAGCGGUUAAGGUUAGGAUAACUGAUUGGUCAAGGGAUAGGACCUGUACAAAUGGGGUUACAUUACAGGGAAUUUGGGACACUAAACUGCACGUAUAUACCAAACUAGGUUUACCUUAGCUACAGAUAUGAUGCUGUCUCCUACAUUAAAACUUUUCCUCUCACAAUUUUUUCUCAGAAUGCAUUCAAGCCAUUAAGAAAGGUGGUGAUCAACACAUCUGCCUGUAUUGUUAUGUUUUCAAGUAUUCUCAUUAAGCGUCAGAAGCCCGCUCAUUACGCCUGUGUACACGAAUGAAAUAAAUGCCCUGUCAACCAAAUAAAAAUCAAAUGGAUGCUC